Messenger RNA from Suillus subalutaceus, 1725 nucleotides. RefSeq lists its product as uncharacterized. The record is from RefSeq and is a predicted model, not a curated record. NCBI's taxonomy places the organism in Eukaryota, Fungi, Basidiomycota, Agaricomycetes, Boletales, Suillaceae. Bases 1 to 1725 code for a protein of 574 amino acids. The transcript has 3 exons.
AUGGUGGAUGAAAUAGCUCUGGAAGAAAUGGCUGUCCACUUCAGCAAGUAUAACAAGAUUGCUGGCCUUUGCUGGAAGCAUUCCCACCUCAUCGACCCUGUCCUUCGCACAAAAUUCACAGACGGCGAAGUCCACUUUGGGAAGGAGCUUACGGUUAUUGGAGUCGCGUGCUUCGGAGAAGACGAGCUUUAUCCUGUUUUAGCGGCGCCCACUUGCAAGACGGAGAAUGCUGGAGAUAUGGAGAUCACACUCACUCUUGCAAUUGAACGGUGGAACGUAACCGGAGCCGCUGCAUCUGUUGGACCGGUGUGGUCCUUUGCGACCAAUGGUGAUGCUACGCGUCGUGCAGCGGGGCACAAACUUUUUCUCAAGAAACCGUUGUUGCCAGAGUCACCGUUAUAUGGUAUACUUAACAACAUGCCUGGCCUGAACACCAUGACAGGUGAUGCCGAGGUGAUGCUUGAUUUUGACUUCAAGCACAUUUUCAAACGCUUCUGCACGCUCAUCCGUUCCGCUGCCAGAAUUGUACUCAAUAACAGUCGCGUAAUCAAUAGCAUGAUGCUCUCAAGGUACCUUGUCUGGUUGCCCGCAUACAAUGAAGCCAGCGUUAUGAAACUCCUCCAUCCUGAUGAUCCACAAGACGUCCCCCGGGCCAUUGAGUUAAUGCAGGCUAUAGUUGAGUUCUCUAAGUCUCAGUACUCCAUCCUCAACGACUCAUUUUCAACUGAUGUCAACACACGCGCAAACUUAGUUUCAAUCACUCUCCUCAGCAAUUUGAUUGAGUCCAUUCUUGUCCCUUUCAUCAAUACGAAGCUCUCCCUCACAGAACAAGUUCAGUCCCUUAGCUGCUAUGCUCACCUUGCAUUCUCCAUUUUCCGUGUUCACCGCCGUCUAUUCAUGCCUUUCCAACUCUACUACGACACUCAAACAUGUGUCAAGAAUGUCAUAUUCAAUAUCACAAAGCAGCAACUUCUUGAUCCGUACAAAUCAUUCUUCCUUGGCGAUUGCGGAGACAAUCGGCUUGAACUCAUGUUUGGUCGGUCCCGCAUGAUCGGUGGUCACAACUCCGGAUGCUCAUACUCCCAGGCCCUUGACCGUCUAGGCACUGCUAAGGACAUCGAUGGCGUAUUCAAUCGGCACCCUGAACUCGAUCCUGGUCAUCGGCGCCUCAGCCUGGGCAAGCGGAUCGAGGAUGUUGACCACAUCAAUCGGAUGAUGUGGAGGGGGGAUAUUAUCUCCGGUCACUGUGAUCUUCCAUCAGCCUGGCGACAAGGGCGUGAGAUCGCACUAUCUAUUCUCACUACUUCACAGAUCGGUCCCAUCAAUUACUCCUUCGCCGACCUGUUCCGUGAUCCCGGAACGAAUAUCCUAUGUCCUCUAGGUAAGAAUAAGUACUUUGGCAUUGCAGAAGAGGAGCUCGAUGACUCCAGUCGAGUGCCAAACCUCCCACCUGUGGUGCCUGCCACCUUGCCAUCGCAUGUCAUAGAGACGGUGAUAUCUGAAGCGGGUGAUAUUCAGGGAGUGCAUAUGGCCACUGAUGAGGAUGAUGAAGAACUUAUGUUGACGUUCGAAGAGGAGCUGAUUGCGCAGUCCAUCUCGGACAUACCUCCCACCCAACCACAUCCUCUUCCGACAGUUCCAUCUGCACUUCAAGGUGCUGGUAUCCGCGCCAAUGACUACUUGCUCUACAAAGGUCGCUGGAUCCAUAAGCAAACUAUCUGCUGA